This is a messenger RNA of Ixodes scapularis (black-legged tick), 1485 nucleotides long. RefSeq lists its product as uncharacterized. The record is from RefSeq and is a predicted model, not a curated record. The transcript is spliced from 9 exons. Bases 340 to 1425 code for a protein of 361 amino acids. Lineage: Eukaryota; Metazoa; Arthropoda; Arachnida; Ixodida; Ixodidae.
GAGCCUUUGUGUGACUGUCAGCGCUACGUCGUCGUGUGCCCAUCAGACGAAAGCGCGGCAAAGAUUCGUUGUGAGUUCUGCAAUCACUGCCCAAGCAUUCACGGAAGAAUCACCGAUUUGGGUGACACAGAGCAAGGACUUACUGUGCCACCUAUUCUACCAAUAGUUGGCACAGGGAUAAAUGGACCGAGUGAAGUGCAACAGCCGUAUCAUCCUGAUUGUUCGAAAGACCACGAGAGAGAAGUUGCCGAAGUGCUGCAAGAGAGUGCACAGCCUGGCUGCUCGAAAGAUGGCUCACUAUGGGUGGAAGCUCCACCUCCUUCGGACCUUCCUGUAGACAUGAGCCAGCAACUUGCCAUUAAUGAAGCUCCUGCGCCAUCAAAACCUGCACCCAAGGUAUUCUGUGACUGGCUCCUUGCAAACAUGCCAGAAUUCUCUGACUGUGUUCAGCCUAUCCUGAAAGGGAAAGCUGUCUCGGAAAAGUCACAAACAAAACUGUCAAGACAGCUGCGUGCAGAAAUGACGUUAUUCCUGGAUGAGCAUGAUCUCAUUACCACUGGGAACAAGGGCGAACGGCGCUCGAUGUACAAAGCCCUUGGGGAGGCACUUGCCACGAAAUACCCACUUCUUUUGUGGGAUGAGCCAAAACCUGAGAGCCAUCUUGUUGACAAACGGACUCAUGUUUACAGCCUAUUCAUAAGGAGGCUGACAGUGGCCCGAAAGGUGCGGAAGCACAGGAAGAUGAGAAGUGCAGCUGCUGUAACUCCUUCCAUGCCUACUCCAGCGCUCACAAAGGAGGCUCUUGUUGCACUGUUCCAGGCUCUCAGAUCGGCUGACCUGAGCACCGUGGCACUGGAUAUCGAAAGAAUGAAAUGCCUUCUUGAGGUCACUUACGAAGAUCGCUGCAAGCGUCACGAUGAUCCUUUGCCUCAAUAUUUCUUGUUAGAAAGCAUUCUCUGCACUGAAGUCGAACUCCGAUUUAAGUGCAAGGUUGGGGACCUGGAGAAAAAGGUGAAAGCGGUGGUGGAAGCGUUUUCACAUAAAGAAGAACGGGAAUGCACAUUCGUCGACAUUGGCAAGCAUUUACAAGGCCAUUCUAGGCACACACUCAUCAACGAGAAUGCAAUGCCUAAUAACCUGCAAGUCACAGCACCUCAUGUGUAUAUAUACUGCGCUGAACGCACUUGCGUUUAUGCUGGCAGUACUGAAGAAGUCAUCUGGAUCUCGGGUGGAAAUCUAGAGCGAGCUCUGAUUUUCUGCCUGCUGACGUACUACAUUAAGAACCUUGACUACCCACCAGCGUUCUCAACGGUGCUCGUCUUACUGCAGAAGAUAACUCUACCUGACACAAAAGUGCCCCGUGGACUGCUCACGAACCGGCUGAAAAAUUUGCUCAUUAUGUUGAAGAAGAACAAUUUGUGUUAACUUUUCGAAAGCAAAUACCAUUAAAAAUAGGUUGCGUCCUGAGAUGGGGAAGUAAAUGUC